Molecule: messenger RNA, 1185 nt
Organism: Capsicum annuum
Lineage: Eukaryota; Viridiplantae; Streptophyta; Magnoliopsida; Solanales; Solanaceae
Exons: 4
Coding region: 304-987 (227 amino acids)
Source: RefSeq, a predicted model, not a curated record
AAAUUAUAAACACCCAUAACAAAAUUUGAUUCAAAAACUAAAUUUAUAAAUUAAUUUAAAUCAUAUAAUUCAAAUUUCUUUAAAUCUAUCUAAAUACCCAAAUUAAUUUGAUUUAUGCACAGUAAUGUUAGAUACGUUUUUUACCCUUUUUAACUCCCCUUUUAAAAGAGUUAGGGUCCAUGCUGCUAGCAAAACCUCCUUCGCGAAGUAAUUAAAAAAAAAAGAUUGUGAAAAACAAAAGAAUAAAAUUUAGCUUCAUCGUCGUCUUCGAUCAGGCAGACCCAAAUUCCUUCAUCUGCAGCUAUGCUAAAUCUUAGGGUUUCUCUUCUCCUUUCGCUCUUCUAUACUUCGAUUCUUCUCACCUCUCUUUCAGGGUUGAUUAGAGCGACGGUUGUAACUUUAGAUUCAAUUGAAAUAUAUAAUACUCAUGAAUUGUUUGGAGCAGCUCCAGAAGUUUAUUUUAAGUGUCAAGGUGAUAAUAGAACAAUAUCUUUACCUGAUGUGAAGAAGAGACACGUAUUGUAUGCGUUCAAGGGUGAAGAGUCUUGGCAGCCUCUGACAGAACUUGAAGCAAAAAAGUGCAAACGAUGUGGGAUAUAUGAGAAAGACUCAUUUAUAAAGCCUGAUGAUAUAUUUGAUGAGUGGGAGUUCUGUGCCUCCGAUUUUGCUAGUCCUGAUGGGAAGUAUAUUCAUUUCAAGGAGAAAGAGUUCAAUGCCACAUUCGUGUGUCCCGACUGUGUUCUUCUUGAAGGUGCUUCAAAUCACACCGAUGGCCCGAGGAAUAAGGCAAAGGGAAUGCACUGGGCUCUAGUGCUGCUCAUCUGCGUGUUAGUAACGACUUUUGUAGUUCUUGGAGCAGUGAUGGCCUACAAAUAUUGGCAAAAGAGAAAGAAGCAACAAGAGCAAGCUCGAUUCUUGAAGCUGUUUGAGGAGAGCGAUGACGUAGAAGAUGAAUUGGACAUUGGACCACUUAGUCAUGUCAUUUAGAGAGAAAAAAGAACACCCCCUUCUCAUGGUAUACCCUAAAACACUUGUACACAUGACUUUUGUUUUCAAUCUUUUUCUUGUGAAGGCUACUAUUGAGACUGUUUGUAUAGUGUAACUUAACAGAGGGAAAGUGUUGUAUAGAAUCAUUUUAUUUGCUAAGAGGAAUGCUAAACCGCAAAAGAAAUAUAUUUUGCUUAA